AUGUUCAACAACCGGAGAAACUCUCAGAAGCCGGAUACUGAGUUCAUCAGUCGGUUCCAGCAAGCAUUCUCAGACAUUGUCCCUCGGCGAGAUAGCCAGAGCCCGCGCAAUGUGAGGGCAGCCGAGCCUGUGAUGGCCUCGAGUAUGGCCGAGAACAACGAUGUGAAAAUGGAGAAUCAUGAUGUCAAGUUACCUAUCACCAACAACGACCGUACUCCACGAAAUAUGCACGAACUGGUGUUGACGCCCUCUUGGAUGGAGUCCGCUCCAUAUUCCAUGAUGCCGCCUGCCAACCAGCAUACAAGCUUUUAUGCCCCAACUUCGUCUGGAAUGGGUGCAAUGUUCCAUAACCAGGCUGGCGAUUUGCAUACUCCAACAGGGAUGCACUUGAUGACCCCGUUGUCGGGCAUGCCAGCUGUACACAAUCACCACAGCAUCAGCUUUGAGCCGUUCCACCCGCAGUUCAUGAAUCCAAUGAAUGACAUGAACACGUUCUCUCAGCAGCCGUCAUAUGCGCCAAGCGCAUUCAUGCACCGUGACUCUGGAUAUGACGCCAUGGACGAUACUCUCGAUGAAUCUUUAAAUGAUGUACAUGUCGAAACAUCAUCCAAUUUGACGGCGUCGACGGAAUUUUCGGCUCAAAUGGCUGGUGACAUGUCCUAUGCCAAUGGCGAAAAAUUCCGCUUCAAUGUUUCUCUCCGAGCACCGACCGCCAUGGUGAAGAACAUGAGUGAAAUCCCCGUGACUUAUCUCAACAAGGGUCAAGCAUACAAUCUCUCAGUUAUCGACACGAGCCCACCAAUCGUCAACCAAGAACCUGUUCGAUAUAGAACAUUUAUUCGAGUUUCCUUCGAAGAGCGAGAACAACGAAUGAAACCGUCAGCAUGUUGGCAACUAUGGAAGGAAGGCCGCGGUACCACAGAAGCCCAUCAACGUGGUGGAAAAUUGUUAGCUGUGGAAUACGUGGAUCCGUUACAAGGUGGCAGCGAUACACACAGGAACCGACAGGUGCAAGUUGAGAGCAUGUCAGUCGACGGUUUCUGCGUCACUUGGACUGCCAAUCCGACGACUGGUGCGGCGGAGUGCAACAUUCCCGUGCGGUUUAAUUUCCUUUCCACCGAUUUCAGUCACUCAAAAGGUGUGAAGGGAAUUCCUGUUAGACUAUGCGCCAAAACCGAGCUUUUAUCCCCGGGCGAGGAGGCAGGUGUAUCGCGUGAUACAGAGCUGUCUUACUGCAAAGUAAAGCUUUUCCGGGAUCAUGGUGCUGAGCGGAAGCUGUCCAAUGACGUUGCGCAUGUCAAGAAGACCAUUGAUAAGCUUAAGCAGCAAAUUUCCCAGGCAGAAAUGGGUGGAUUUACGAAGCGCAAACGGGGAAACAACGCUUCUGCCGCAAAGGGAUCCGACAAGUCUUUGAGCCACAAACGAACUUGGUCGUUGGACUCGGAAGAUGUGCCUCCAGAGAAAGUCUCGUUGGAGGAUGAUCUCCAAGCCAAGUUGGCUACAAUGCAAGAAAUGUUUUCAUCCACUCGCUCAGUGAGCAUUUUCGGCUUACGCGGUGAUAAAUUCGAUGAUCCCGACCUAUAUCCCAUUCAGCUAUCGGGUGACGGCGAUUCCCCUCAGUAUGCGAAUAUGAGCCGUUCAAACACACGUGAAUUGGAGACAAUUAUGCCCUCGCCUCCCAACACCAAUACCUCUUCUUCGAAUUCGCCGCCUACCCAAUCACUCAGAUUAGCAAAUUGCCCGACCACCAUUCAGAGGAUUCCUGCUGGUGACCAGGUCUCAAGGGGUUUCAUAGAGGCCGUGGGUGUAGACUUAACCUACCGACCUCCGGCGGAACGCCCUCCUCAACCUGUCGCAUGCUUCUAUGUCCGAAUCGCUGGAAAUGCAAAGCGCUCUGAGGACUUCUACCGUGCAAUUUAUUUGACGGAACGCACGGUUCAAGACCUUAUGAAGCAAAUUACUGAGAAAUAUCAAAUCGAUCCGAUGCGGAUCUCAAACAUCAUGCAUGCCCACGAGAAAGGCAUGCGAGUCAUGGUGGAUGAUGAUGUUGUCCGCCAGCUUCCAGAGGGUCAAGACAUGAUCCUCGACAUCUCUGAAGCACCAAAUCCUAAUGGCAGUGCUCCUGGCCCACCCGGAUCUCCCAUGGAGAUAAAAUUAAUCUACUAA
Molecule: messenger RNA, 2166 nt
Organism: Penicillium mononematosum
Lineage: Eukaryota; Fungi; Ascomycota; Eurotiomycetes; Eurotiales; Aspergillaceae
Product: grainyhead-like protein
Exons: 5
Coding region: 1-2166 (721 amino acids)
Biological process (GO): regulation of transcription by RNA polymerase II
Cellular component (GO): nucleus
Molecular function (GO): RNA polymerase II cis-regulatory region sequence-specific DNA binding; DNA-binding transcription activator activity, RNA polymerase II-specific
Source: RefSeq, a predicted model, not a curated record